UCUCUCUCUGAUUUCAAUCCAACAAAACUUCCUUUCCUAUUUCUCGUCAAAAAAGAAAAAAAAAAACAAAGAAAAGGUCACCCGUACCAAAUUCUCUCUUUCUCCUCGAUCAAUUCUUUCCUCGAUUUCGUUUCAAUUCCCCCCCACCCAACCAAAAUUCCACUGUUUUGUGUUGCGAUCAUCUCUGUUGUAUUCCGUUCAGCUAGAAUCUCCUAUUUCGCAGUAAAUCUGCCCAAUUAGGAUUCCUAGGGUUUUGAUUCUUCUCCAAAGUCCUCAAUUUUGAGAAUUUCUUUGAUAAUUCUCUCUUCCUUGUGAUUAUAUUUAGAGAAUUUUGGUUGGGGGUUUGAUUUUUUUACGGUUUCGGAAAGACAGGUAUUUUAUUUUUAUAAUCUAUUAUUCAUAGAAAGAGGAGGAGAUAUGAGUUUUCAGGAUCUUGAAGCGGGGCGUGUAGUUGGGGCACGGAGGGGGUACGUGAAUGGGAGGCAGGACCCCACGCAGGCCGUGGCCUCCGGAAUAUUCCAGAUCAACACGGCGGUUUCCACAUUCCAGCGCCUUGUUAAUACUCUUGGUACCCCAAAGGACACCCCCGAACUCCGCGAAAAGCUGCACAAAACCCGGCUACAUAUUGGACAGUUAGUGAAGGAUACUUCAGCUAAGCUUAAACAAGCUAGUGAAGCAGACCAUAAUGUUGAAGUCAGUGCAAGCAAGAAAAUUACAGACGCUAAACUUGCAAAAGACUUUCAAGCAGUACUAAAGGAAUUUCAGAAGGCUCAGCGGCUUGCUGCUGAAAGGGAGACUGCUUAUACUCCUUUUGUUCCGCAAUCAGUUCUGCCUUCUAGCUAUUCAGCUGGAGAUUUUGAUGGAAGUGCGGAUAAAUAUUCAGAACAGCGAGUGCUUCUUGCAGAAUCUAGAAGGCAGGACUUUGUGCUGUUGGACAAUGAAAUUUCUUUUAAUGAAGCUAUCAUAGAGGAACGAGAGCAGGGAAUACAAGAAAUUCAACAACAAAUUGGUGAAGUGAAUGAGAUUUUCAAAGAUCUUGCGGUACUGGUUCACGAGCAAGGAACUAUGAUUGAUGAUGUUAGCUCCAAUAUCGAGGGUGCUCAUGCAGCUACUGCUCAAGGAAAAUCCCAACUGGUUAAAGCAGCUAAAACCCAGAGAUCAAACUCAUCUUUGGCUUGCUUACUACUCGUGAUAUUCGGCAUCGUGCUUCUCAUAGUGAUCAUAGUACUUGCUGCCUGAUCGGAUCUCCCAAAAAAUGGUGACAAGUGUCAUUUGAUGUUUGGUGGUUAAGUUUGUUUGCAAUAUCUGCAAGCAUUGUGGCUUUUUGAGUGUGUUACUGCUUGUUAAAUCAAAAAGGCUUUUGUGACAAAAGAACUAUAACGAUAUUAUGUGGUUGAAUACAGAUUCCUUCAUGGUUGAAGGUGGGGGUGCUAACGAGUACUCCAUCCUGUAAAUUCUGUCUUCUCGUUUUUUUAUUCUCGUGUUGCGUGCUUGUGUAUGGGAUUCACCGACUUCUUCCAUUGUCUUAAGAUUAUCCACUAUCAUUGUUGCCUAGGUUUUUUAUUUGCUGCUUU
Molecule: messenger RNA, 1574 nt
Organism: Erythranthe guttata (spotted monkey flower)
Lineage: Eukaryota; Viridiplantae; Streptophyta; Magnoliopsida; Lamiales; Phrymaceae
Product: syntaxin-22
Biological process (GO): intracellular protein transport; vesicle fusion; vesicle-mediated transport
Cellular component (GO): SNARE complex; membrane; endomembrane system
Molecular function (GO): SNAP receptor activity; SNARE binding
Source: RefSeq, a predicted model, not a curated record